Schistosoma haematobium is the source of this 9217-nucleotide messenger RNA. RefSeq lists its product as uncharacterized. The record is from RefSeq and is a predicted model, not a curated record. Gene Ontology annotation, molecular function: actin filament binding; phosphatidylinositol-4,5-bisphosphate binding. Bases 3429 to 7943 code for a protein of 1504 amino acids. Gene Ontology annotation, cellular component: cytoplasm; actin cytoskeleton. The transcript is spliced from 27 exons. Gene Ontology annotation, biological process: barbed-end actin filament capping; actin filament severing; actin polymerization or depolymerization. Lineage: Eukaryota; Metazoa; Platyhelminthes; Trematoda; Strigeidida; Schistosomatidae.
UGAAAGAGAAUCAACUAUCAGCAAAGAGAAUAAUAAACAUAGAAUUAUCAUGGAAAUAAUAAUAUAAAACUAUUACUCUUUUUAAACAAACUAUUUUGAUUGUUUAAAGAUCCCCAUCAUAUUAAAAGACUAGUAUUUGAAUGAAGCAUAUUGUUUUCGAUAAAUUCUCUUCAGAUUCUACAAUUAUAUAUUGAAAUUAAUAAUCCCAAUCGUUAUUAUAUACAUGGACAAUUGUUCACGACAAACUUUUGAUGUAAUUGACCAAAUUAUUUAUAUAGACUGAUAUUUAACCAAUGGAUAUCACAAAAACUUCAUCACAACGAAAAUUUCGACAGAUCAUUCAACCACAUGAGCACAACUUUUCUGUUCCGUCAUUUGGAUAUGAUUUUCGGAAUACUUUCAAAAUGAAUGAGAAAAACACAAUUCAACAACAGCUGCCUACUGAUACAAAUUCCGAAUUUAAAAAAUCAGUGAAAAUGGCCUUAGCAACAGUUAACCAACCAAAACCUCUAAAUUCUGUUAUUGCCGAAACUGGUCCAUCGGUAGAUCAAACAGCUGAUUUCAAAUAUGCUUCAAGACCUCAACUCAGAGAUAUGCAUAAGGAACUACAAACAACAAGUAGUCUACGACGACAAAAUUUUAAUGAAAGACAGGUAAAACUGAAUGAAAGUUCAGUGCCUGCUACCCUAUCAACUAAAUCAUCAACUUACAGACCAGGUUCAAUGUACUUACCAAAAUCAAAAAAUGACCACGUUUUUACUGAACAAAAUAUGAAUUCUCAACAAGCUGGGCUAUCACAACUGCCAGAGUCUAAACAACUGUAUACCGACACAGGAUAUGCAGUUGGUACAGGAGGUCAAUUUGAUCAUUCCUCAUUGCAAAGAGCUUCAUCUUUAGGCAGAAAUUCACACAAAUCCGUACCUGCUUUUAACCCAGUGUUGCCACACUCCGGACUCCCUGGUAUUUUCGAAAACUCAACUGUUAAUGAACAAUCUAAACCUGAUUUACAAUAUUCACACCAAAUGACAACCCAAAUGGAUUAUCCGCAAUGGUAUCAUCAUCAACAACAACGUCUACAGCCGUCACAGCCACAAGAAACAAUAAGUCAACCAGUUCAACAGAUUCACUCUCUACAUUCUAGUGGGUGGAUUUUUCCACAGAAUACUGUGGCUUCAUCUCAGGUUCAUUCAUCAGCUCCAAAUAAUCAAACGAGUUGCUAUAAUUCAUCUUCAUAUAAUCCCGCUAAUAACGCAGGAGAAUUUAUGUUUACUGUUCCUCCAACAGUCGCAAAUAUUGGAGGUACAAGUAACCAACAAGGUGUUAUUCCGCAAAGUUAUAUCCUUACUCCUGAUAUAGCUUCGUUUACCCAUUCACAGACUUCAGAAAGAGUUAGUGGUCCAUUAACUCAGCCAGUCCACCAGUCUCAGUUAUUAGCUGGCACCACUGUACUUCAGCCACAAGUUGCCAUAGUUACAGUUGACCCAGAAAUUUUGAGGGCUAUACUUUCCGGUGCAUUCAAUACACAAGCUCUUUUUCAGUCGGUAAAUAUGAGCUCUAAUAGUAAACCAAAUAUAAAUAUGACAUCUUCCGUCAAUUUGCCAACACAAAAGUUGGAUAAUUCGAACAUUGACGCAUUUCCUUUGUCACUGACUAAAAAUUACUGUCAACCUUCAGAAACUCAGAAUGUUUUUGUUCCUGAAUCAAGUAUUUCCACCGACACAAACAAAGAAGAUCAAAAUUUGGAGAACUUGUGUUGUCUGAAUGAUACAGAAAGCCAAAACUCAACAUUUUUCCAUAAUAAAACUAAAGACAAAUCCAAUGACAAUCAAGAGCUGGUCAGAUACUCGAACGGUAUACAACCCAUACACAACUCUUCAGACGAUAAACCACGAGAAUCAGCACCUAGGAUUGGAAAUCCUCCAAGAACACUUAGGUUUUUAGAAAAGACAGAGUCGUGUGAACCUGGUGGCCAAACCGAAGAUAGUCAUCAUAGUGGACUGACUAGUGGUCGAGAGCCUAGAAAACUUAAACCAUCCAGUUUUAUCUUUGGAUCCCGAAAAGCAUCAACAGAUGAACCACCCAAUCUUCACAAAAAUGAGACAAAUGAAAAUUUAGGGAAACCAAAAGCUGAUAACACCGACAUGAUUGAUCAACGUCAAGAAGUUUCUUCAAUAAGCGCUUAUUAUGAACAACUGAAACGUCGGAACUCCAGACCGCUUAGUGCAUGCAAAUUAACAGCCGGAACACAGUUUCAACCACCUGCAGACCCAUCUUUACUUAAAACGUCGGAAUGUCCUCCUAAUUUUGAAAGUAGCCCUAUGAAUUGUCGGUCAGCUCAUCAGUUGACGAGAGGUUAUACUGUUGCAUCAAGCAAACCAGAUCAUCCUGGUUUAUCAACCGGGUUUUCUAAAGAAAGAACACAAUUAAAGGAAACUGAUCCAUCGAUAAUGACUGUGGCCGAACGUGCAAAGCAGUGGUUGUUAGCACAAUCAAGUGGUUGUCGUGAAAUACAACGUUACUCUACCUCUGGUUUCAUUGAUCAAGAUUUAGUUGACUGUCAAGAUUUAGUACCCGUUGAAGAUAGAGUAAAAAUGUUUGAUAUUGGUGCAUCUUUAGGCCAUCAAAUUGAAAAACGUCCAGAAGUGAAAUCAGAACUACAAGAACUUUGUAAAAAAAAGCAAGUGAAGUUCGGUGAAACUAAUCUACAAAAACCAGAUUCUUCUAAAUCUAUAAACUUGACAAACAAAUCAGUCACUUCUGUAACUCUUCAGACUUUAAGGCCAAAUCAUAUAAAUUCAAGAAGACCUCAUUCUAGCGUAAACUUACAUAGAAUCAAGCAAGAAUCUCCACAAAUGGGAGUGACCCAACCAGCAAUUAAAACUUCUCAAGGUGUAAACUUUAUCAAUUCAAGUUUAAAAAUUGCUCCAGUCAAAGGAGUACAACAAUCAAACGGGGAUGAAUUAACCAGAUUAAGUUUGAAUGAGAAACGAAAUUUAUUUAAUCAACGAUUUCAACAAAGACAAUCAAGUUUAACAAAUAAAUCAUUUAGUGGUGCAUCUGAACCAAAACGUGUAAUACGUCGUAAAACUCAACCGAUUACAUUGGAUGAUUUAGCUAAAGCAAAUCAACUUAUUUUAGAAAGAUAUUAUGGUAAACAUUUAGAAUCACCUUUCGGUAGUGUAAAAGGAGAUGAACAAGAUUCAUUUGGCUUCCAUGAGUAUGAUUCACAAUUAUCAACUCCGGAAGCCAGUUUAAUCAGUUAAUAUAACGAAAAUUCAUCAUUAAUUGAUUGAGUAAACUUGAAAAUAAUUAUUAAAAUCUUCAAAUUUUUUUUCUAUUGCAUGUGCAUGUGAAGGAUUAUCUUUGUGUUUACGGCUCCAGAAGAUAAUACAAAUUAUUGAUUUUUCUGGAUAAAUAUUUACAAAAAAAUGGAGAAUAGACAUAACAAACCAAAUCCAUCCUCUGUAAUUUGUUUGAAUAGAUCGAAAUAUUUCUAUACUAAUUUCAGCAUGACUACAGAUGAGUCCAAAGAUGCUUAUAAUGAUUUCUAUAACAGGUCUUUCAUUAAUCGAAAUAAUUGUUAUAGCAAUAAAUAUGGUAGAUGCGAAAAUUAUAUGGAAUCAAUGAUCAAGACAAAUAAUGAGUUCCCUAGAAAUCAAAGACAAGAAACACAUGAUAACAGAUUGAAAAAUCCGUCUAAAUCAUUCCGUUUAGAUCCACAUCAUGAUAAAUAUGAACUUUAUUCAUCGGACAAAAACAUUUAUAAUUAUGAUAAAAAUGAAUAUUCAAAGAAUAUCUAUCGUAGUAAUAGUUGUAAACAUAACCAUACUAAUGAUAAUUAUGGACCAUUUACACCAGAAUUGAACAGAGAAAUAUCAGCAAGGAAAUCAUCCAAAAUAAAUCAUCUUGUAAAUUUAUUGUAUAGAAAUUCAGAAGAACGAAAUAAGCAACAUAUCAUAACUAAUAAUAAUGCUGGUAAUAACAGCAGGCCCAUAAAUUCAUUAGAACAAAGUGGUUUACCAGAGGGUAAUCAAAUAAAAAUUCAAAAUAAAUCAUUUUCCGGGAAACUACCUAGAACAAUCAACUAUUCAUUUAAUUUACAUCAAAAUAAUAAACAAGUCGAAAAUACCAUAUUAAAUAAUAGUAUUAUUAUUCAAAAAGAAAAUAACAGUGAAGAGAGUUAUCCACAAAUGUCAAUUAGAGAAAGGAUUGCUUGUAUUAGACAGAAUACUUUAAAUUGGAGAGAGCGCGUUGAAAAAGAAGAACCAAAUGUAGAUAGAUCAUGUGAUAUCAAUAAAAUUCGAUUAUCACUAGUUGAGAAACAAGAAUCUUGGAAACAACGUGUUGAUUAUAAAAAUGAUUAUGAUUUUCCAAUAUUUGAACGAAAUAAAAAAACAAAUGACUAUACUAGUCUAGAACCUCUUCCAUCGAAAUGUCCUCAUUCACAAGAUCUAACAACAAACACAUCGAAAUGUUUACCAGUUGAACCAAUAAUACGCAAUACUAGCAAAGAAAAUCGUUCAGAAGUCAAACAUCAAGAAUCAUUUACGACAGCCGAUCCCAUCAAUAAACCUACUACCAUAACGAAGCCAAGCCCACUUGUUAGACAGGCAUUUCAUAUUUCCAAAAAUGUUAGCGUACCUACUAUGGAAGAUAAAGAAUUAACAGAUUUCUUCACCAGUAAAACGACUAUAGAAACAACUAGUGCAGUUGGACCAGUUAAGCUUCCGACUUUGCCUUCGCAACCAAAUAAAGAUUUAAACAACGUGUAUGAAAGGAUAGCUGAUGCACGACGUGCUGCUAGACCAGAAAAACGUAAACCUCCACGGGACUUAAAAAAUCCUUUAAAAGCUUUAGAACAGAGAGAAAACAUAAAAUCGAACUAUGAAGAAAUUCGUACACCUUUGGAAGCUAUUUCAACAGAUCAAGAAUCUGGUAAACAUAUCACACCGUUUAAAACAUUAUUACGUACAGUGGAUCCAUCUGUUAGAACUGACCUAGAUUUUGCUGCAAAAAACUCAAUUCUAGCCGAUUCAGCUAAAGCUGGUCUCGCAUGCUCUGAGGACAUAAAUGAGGCCAAAGGUAAUCUACGUUCAGUCCAAGAAGGACAAUCUCUUCGUAACUCUUCAACCCAAAGACAACUUUUACCUUACAAACCAAUCAUGUUGUUGCAUAUCAAAGGUCGACGUCAUGUUCAAGUUCGUUUAGUUGCCCCUUCAGCCAAAUCUAUGAAUUCCGGUGACUGUUUUAUUCUUAUCACAACUGAUUCAGUAUUCGCUUGGUUUGGUGAAUCCGCCAAUAUUGUUGAAGUGAAUAAAACUCGAGAGUUAGCAUCAUGGAUUCACAAAAAGCAUGAAUUGUCAUAUACUGGGAAUUUAGGUGAAGCAGCACAAAAUUUCGGUGAUGGUUAUAUUGCAAUACAUGAAAAUACUGAUUCUUACAAUGUUGCUGGCUGUUUGGAUAAUGAGAAUCAAAAUAACACAACUGGUAGUUCUAAUCAGCACUAUUCUUCAGCUUUAAAGUUUUGGAAAGCUCUAGGUUAUAAUUCACCACAAAUGGUUCAUCACGCUGGACCACCUGAAGAAGACGAACGCUAUGAACUAAUGAUUCAGCACACUAAUCGUGUGUAUCGUGUUACUUUAGAUGGCUUAAUACCAUGUGAAGAGUGUUGGGGUAACCCAGUGAAAUAUCAUAUCUUACAAUCAGAUCAGGCAUUCGUUUUUGACUUUGGAUCUGAAAUGUAUUUAUGGACCGGUAAACAAAUUACUUCUGAACUCCGUCAAGCUGGUAUUGAAUUAGCCCAUAAGGCAUACAACAUGAAUUAUGAUUUUGGUCAGUGUAAAUUAAACCCACUGGAUCCAUUAAACUCACACACCAGUGAUAUAUUAGCUUCUGGAUGUAAACGACCAGAAUGGACUUUAUUAGGCAAAGUAACGGAUAGAGGUGAAACAGUCUUAUUUAAAGAGAAAUUCUUUGAUUGGCCUGAUACUUCAAGAAUUCAAAUAAAAUCAUUGAAACCUGGAAAAUCAAUCUCCACGGAGAGUUCUCCUGCUAUAGCUUCAUUGACUAUGGAACCAUAUUCAGCUAAUGAACUCUAUGAAACUGCAAUUAAUAAUCCACCACCUCCUCCAAAUCUACUAACACUUGAAGGACGUUACAUUGGUCGUGGUGGUAAAGUAUGUCGUUAUGAAGAUGGUAUAAUAAGACAGUUUUGGGUAGAAACAAAUGAACUUCGUGUAUGGCAUAUUUCCGAAUUUGCUAGGUACGAAAUACCUUUAACAAGUCAUGGACAAUUUCAUAGAGAAGAUACUUAUGUCAUCAGAUGGUCAUAUAAAAUUGCUUAUACUAGUUUACAAAAUAGCAAUAAACGUCCAACUGAAAAUGUUCGUGAACAUUGUGCUUAUUUCUAUUGGCAAGGAUCACGAAGUAAAAUAACAGAAAAAGGGGCAGCUGCAUUAAUGACUAUUGAAUUAGAUGAAGAAAGAGGUCCACAGAUAAGAGUGAUCGAAGGAAGAGAACCACCAGUAUUUUGUUAUCUAUUCAACGGUCGAAUGAUUACGCAUGAAGGAAAAAGAACUGCACAAAAAGAAUUCACUACACGUAUGUUCAUUGUCCGUGGUGAAGUUAUGGAAGAAGGUCAUCUCAUUGAAGUUCCAGUUCAGUUAAAUUCAUUACGUCCACAAGGUGUCUUAUUAUUAGUGCAAUAUACCAAAUAUCCAAUGACAGAUUCUGCUGAAAUUAUUAGAGCAUUUUGUUGGAUUGGUCAGUUAGUACCACCUAGUUAUUUAACAACAGCAAAAUAUGUUCUCAACCAAUUAAAGAAAUGUUGUCCACCAGAACUUGGCAAACAAUUAAAUCUGAUUUAUGAAAUUCAUCAACAUGAUAGAAAUGAACUAUCUAAAGAAUUUUUAAAUAUACUCAAUUCUGAAGAUCAAUUAUCGAGUCCAUUAUGCUUAGAUUCAAUAAAAUCUCAUAGUCGAAUGGUUAUCUGGCAAUUUACACACCAUAAAGGACGCAAACUAGGUGUGGAACGAUUAAAUUAUACUCUUCAGCCAGAUCCGGCAAGUUUACCAUUUGAUGAGACAUUGAUCAAAACUAAUACUAAUAGUGUAUCGCCAUCAUCACAAUCUACUGAAGGAGUUACUGAACGAUUUUUAGCAUCACAAAACUUAAUAACUGCCCACUUAUCUCAGUCUCCUAUAGAGCCGGCUUUUCCAUUCCUACUUGGAGAUUUAUACUCUGUACCACAACCAUCCCUGUUUCUCAUCAUAACUCGAAUACCGUCUGUUUAUAUUUGGGAAGGAUGGUGGCCUAUAUCUACUUUAACAAGAUCUCGGUUUAUGUCACAAAAGUUAUCGAGAUCUUUUUCAACUUAUAGCAAGUCUCCUUCUAUUCCAGGAGAUCAAACAGAUGAUUAUAGAUGGAGUACAUCAUUAGAUGAAUGUUUUGAAUUUAGUCCACAAAAUUCAGCCGAUGGAUCUUUUGAUUUUGAAGAAAAUGAACAACCAGCUUUGACGGGAACAGGUCGUGCUCGAUUUUGUGCUGUACGCAAAGCUGCAAUGCAUACCGCUAAAGCUCUAGCAGAUAAAUUAGGUACAAAAGCUUAUUUAAUCUACGCUGGCUUAGAACCACCGGAAUUUUUAGUUUUAUUCCCUCCUCAUGUUAGAUCGACAGAUGCAAUAGCUUAUCAUCAAUUCGAAGAUGGUAAAACUGAUGGUCAAAAAGAUUUAAUUGACAGUUUACUAUCAUCAUAUACCUUGGCUUCAUAUACAUUGAGUGAUCUUCAACAACGUCCUCUCCCGCCUGAAUUGGAUGCAACCUGUUUAGAAACGUAUUUGGAUGAUAAGACUUUCGAAGAAAUAUUUUCAAUGUCUAGAGAAGAUUUCAAUAAAUUACCAAUAUGGAAACAGGCAGAAAUGAAAAAGUAUUCAGGUUUAUUCUAACUGAAUUCUCGACUUGUUUAAAUUAUUCAAAUAUAUGUGUAUGCAUAUAUAUGUAUAAGCCCAUGCACAAUCUCACAUAAAGAUAUACACAUAUUAUUACAACAUUCACAGUAUUAUACUGAAUUGCAUCAUAUACACAUGAAGACGAAGAGAUUCUUUGAGUUACAUAUUAUUAUUUCACAUUUUUGUGAAUACAUAUACCAGAUAAUACAUAUAAUUGUAUAAAUACAAUACCAUCAAACAAUCCCGGAAGUGAUGACCUUGAAUUUAUCGAAUAUUAUCAUACCCUCUGGAAUGUAAACCAACUUUAGUUUGAAAAAACAAGAUUCAUAUACAUAUAUAUAGAUACAUAUAUAUAGACAUUUUUAUCUCAUUGACUGACUUAAUUUUGCUACUGUUUGAAAGGUAUAAACUUAUUUUAUGCAACUAUUUUUUAUACACUAUGGCUACUUGUGAAAUAAAAAGAGUUAUAGGCUGAUUCAUGUUACUACUAUCAUUAUUAUUACCACUGUUAUUACUAACUAUGUAACUGCAUAAAACAUAAUUUUCAUCAUUCAGUUUGUUUAUUUUUCUCACACUUAUCCAUUGUCCAUAUUUAUGAAUGCCUUAUUCUCAACUUCAAUAUACUAUGCAUGUAUUAAACACUUUAUAUGAUCUAUCAUCCAUUCUGUGUUAGGGUUAAAAACAGAAUACUCGAAUAAGUAAAUUCGUUAUUGGCUUUCAACAGUGAUAUACCAUAUUCUUUCUUUUUCUCUUUAAUUCAAACAAACAAAAACCUAUUACUCAUACAUAGAGAUAGAUCUAAAACAUAAUAUAAAUAAAAUCAAUGGCACAAUCAUAAGAAUUCAUUUGCAUAACUUUCAUAUUCAUUGUCUUUCAUAGUUUAUGUACAACAUAUAUAUAUAUAUAUAGAUAGAUAGGUAAACACAUUCAGUUUUAGUUUGUUUGUAUUGCUUAUAUCAUUCUAUGUCUUUCUAUCAAUCAAGAGAUAUUGACAUUUCAGCUACUUUUGUUCUGUAUUCUUCUUCUUCUUCUUCUUCUACUACUACUUCUUCAAUGAAUAUCAAUUACAAGAAAAGUAUAUUGAAGUUUAUAAAAAAAAGAUAAAAAAAUAUCAUUAUAAUCAAUCAUAAUUGUGCCUUUGUCACUAUACUUACCAUUAUAUCGAUUACUAUUAUUAUUAAUGUUGUUUUCAUUGUCAAUGUUUAUCUGCCACUAAUUUGUUUCAGAUCAUUUAAUAAACUGAAUUAUUUUCAUCAUAAUUAAUAAACAUU